CGAGAGCACCCAAAGAGGUAUAAAUCUCAGCGACAAGCCCCAGUUCGUGUGUUGCUAUUCACCUUGUGAAAUUCGUGCAGUGAGCCACUCUGUGCCUUCGUGUUCCAAGAUACACAUUAAACAUGGCCAAAUGUAAAAUGUUAGGGUGUGUACUUGUACUUGCGCUGUUCGUCUCCCAGUCGGUUUCGGCAGAGGAAGGGCCUCCUAAUCCCUACCCGACCAGGCCAGCAACUUCCAAGCCUCCCGGAAACAUGACGACUCUCACGGUGUUGACACCCGCCAGUACUUCACCUACCGGAAGUGUGACGAGUCCCACGGUGUUGACACCCGCCAGUACUUCACCUACCGGAAGUGUGACGAGUCCCACGGUGUUGACACCCGCCAGUACUUCACCUACCGGAAGUGUGACGAGUCCCACGAUGUUGACACCCGCCAGUACUUCACCUACCGGAAGUGUGACGAGUCCCACGGUGUUGACACCCGCCAGUACUUCACCUCCCGGAAGUGUGACGUCACCCACGGUGGUUACCCAGAAGCCCACCACGACUGAGAGCUCUGGCUGGUGUCUGAAAGCAUUCAUUGCUUUACUGGUGUUCCUGAUGAUAAUGAUAGGCGCUUUUGUGGGACUUAAACUUUUUUUUCCCCAUUCUGCUUAAUUUCCCGGUAAUAACAUAAAGGCCUAUUUCUUUAAUUGUUUUUACAAACGUUUUAUUUUUUUAGACUAAAUUUUUUUUUAAAAAUUCUAUUUAAAAUUCGCAAGCGCUGAAUUAUAUAAGUGAUACGCCAACAGCGCUAUUAACAUAUUCAUGGAAAAGACUGCAUCU
Messenger RNA from Physella acuta, 824 nucleotides. RefSeq lists its product as uncharacterized. The record is from RefSeq and is a predicted model, not a curated record. Lineage: Eukaryota; Metazoa; Mollusca; Gastropoda; Physidae.